Molecule: messenger RNA, 928 nt
Organism: Halichondria panicea
Lineage: Eukaryota; Metazoa; Porifera; Demospongiae; Suberitida; Halichondriidae
Product: STING ER exit protein-like
Exons: 7
Coding region: 58-735 (225 amino acids)
Biological process (GO): endoplasmic reticulum to Golgi vesicle-mediated transport; endoplasmic reticulum membrane organization
Source: RefSeq, a predicted model, not a curated record
CCCUAUAAGGCAACCAAUUACCUAAUUAAUAGCAAAAGGAUUCUAGAAAAAGAGAAAAUGCCCAAGGUUAUCUCUCGAAGUAUCGUGGUCACAGACACCAAAGAUAAGGAAGAGUACAAGGGAGACGCUCCACUAUAUGUCUACAACUGUGUGUGUGGACACCUAGCAUUGAUUAUAGACUCCACGCUAGACAAGCUUCCACUGAGGAAGAAGGAUGGUGCUAGAGUUGUCGAUGUCAGUAAGAAUGCCAACCGAGUCUACUGCACUCCUUCGGGUGUCACAUACUUGAAAAGGGAGGGUGGUAUUGAGCGGCAAUAUCGGCAUAAAUGCAAGAAGUGUAGUCUACAGCUCUACUAUCGCCAUGUGAACACUGAUGAGAAGGUGACAUUCAUUUUCCCUGAUGUGCUGGUGCAAUCUGGUGAGAAACCAAUCACCGCAGAGAAACCAAAGGAGUUGGAUGCGGCAGCCAUCCUUAGGAAGAAGCGUGUGAUGAUGACAAGACACACUCACGAUGCGGGCAAGUACAGCACUGUCACUGUGUCCACUGUGGACGAAGAGGAGGAUGAAAUUGAGGCGCGUGAAAUUGCUAGCUCGUAUGAAAGCAAUGCCGGGCUGGUGCAUAAGCAAGUCCUGUUCACUGACGAAGGAAGAAAGAGAUAUGCAGAGCAGAGAGCAAUUGAGCAGCAUAUUCGGUCAAAGAAGCAGAAAGGAACUCUCAUUGAUAAAAUCACAUAGAACAAAGAACAAAUUUAAUAUAAUUAUACUACCUUCAAUUUGUGUACUCAUAAUUAUGACUCUCACUUAUAAUAAUCAUGUAUUAAUUUUAGCCAAAAAGUAAGUUUUGGACGGAGAGUAGUCUGAAUUGAGUUGUGAUACCAUGGUAACACCUUGCUUAUUGGACUCCAUUGCUGGCCAUGUGCCCUUUCAA